GACCGGGAGAGCAUAGGAGCUUUGGUCCGUUCUCCCUGCUCUCCUUUAUCCUUAGGGGUCGGGGACGGCCUGGUGCCUGGUGUAUGGCCACGGAGUUACGGUGUCUGGACUCCAUGCCCUGUCACAACCAGCAAGUAAACUGUGCCUCGACCCAAAACCCCGAGCCGCAGCAAGCUGGCGAACUGAUCCCGGACCAUGCCGGGGGAAACAGCAACUUCGCGGGCAAGCUGACUCUCCUCAGGGGGAGAGUAAGCUCUUCUAGCGUACCGGCUGAGCGGGACUCACAGGCCUGCGGCGGCGCCACCCUCAACUCAGAGAGCAACGGUGGCACUGGCAACUCUGACGCGCCAGCCAGCGACUCCCUCCUAGGGGACUGCGAACUCUCCCGACAGAUCGGGGCGCAGCUUAAGCUCCUGCCAAUGAAUGAUCAGAUCCGGGAGCUGCAGACCAUCAUCCGGGACAAGUUCCUGUAUCCUAGUGAAAAAUGUCAUGUCUCAAUAAUAGUCUGUUACAGGACAGCCAGUAGAGGGGACUUCAUGUUUUCUGCGGAUCGUUUGAUCAGACUUGUUGUGGAAGAGGGAUUGAAUCAGCUACCAUAUAAAGAAUGCAUGGUGACCACUCCAACAGGGUACAAGUAUGAAGGAGUGAAAUUUGAGAAGGGAAACUGUGGGGUCAGCAUAAUGAGAAGCGGUGAGGCAAUGGAACAAGGUUUACGAGACUGCUGUCGAUCCAUACGAAUUGGAAAGAUCCUGAUUCAGAGUGAUGAGGAGACACAAAGAGCCAAAGUAUAUUAUGCCAAGUUCCCCCCAGACAUUUACAGGAGAAAAGUCCUUCUGAUGUAUCCGAUUCUCAGCACUGGAAACACUGUAAUUGAAGCUGUAAAGGUUCUCAUAGAACAUGGAGUUCAACCUAGUGUUAUUAUCCUACUCAGUCUGUUCUCCACUCCUCAUGGUGCCAAAUCAAUCAUUCAAGAGUUUCCAGAGAUCACAAUUUUAACUACUGAAGUUCAUCCUGUUGCACCUACACAUUUUGGACAGAAAUACUUUGGAACAGACUAAGUUAUCGAAGGAAAAUUAUUCUAUUGUGUAAUAUUACAGUUAUGAGUUUCUACCUGUUUGACUAAUUCACUUGAGGAAUGACAUAGAAAAUCAUUUUAAAGAUACUUUGUAAGUUUUGGAAAUAGGUAUAUUAAAAGGAAAUACUUGAGGUUUGUUUUUUUAUUUAACUAUUUCUUGACCGUUGGCACCAAAUUCAGCAAUGAAGCACACGCAGCUCUUCAAAAGUAUUUUAAUAAUGUUCUUAUGCAAAUUGCUGAUCCAUCAGUGCAUUAAACUGUUCCCUAAUUUAUGAACCUCAGUUUAGAGGUUGCUUGCAGCCACAAGUAAAACCCAAAUGGGAGUCAGUUCAUUGGCCCACUCUAGUUUGCAUUUUGUUUAGUUUGCUUUUAGUUCUAGGGAGAUUUCAUAUAUGUGGCUGUUGUCACCUUCCUCUACUCUUUACUUCCUAGUACAAUACACACUGGUAACUUGGAGAGGAUGAAUAAAGAAUGCCUCAUAUAAUUUUACGUUUCCAUUAGUGUCCUUACUCAGUUGGCAGAUCCAGGGUAUACAGUUAGCUCUUCGUUCAAGCCAUUAUGUUCUUCAUGGCUCACUUCCUACCAUGUGCAUUGUUGGUAGGUGCCUUGUCAAGUGUAAUGCAGUCAAGACGAUGGUGGGGCAUUCCAGCAACUGGAAAUGUAACACUAAUUGCUCAGAUUGAACCAGGGAUGUCUGGAUGUUGACAAGGGAGGGCUAAAUACUGUUAAUGCCAUCAAUGACCUAGAAAUGAAUUGGUGGUGAUUUUUCUGAGGUGUGGGGGAAUGGAUGGUUUUUUGCUGGGCGUAUGGCCAAUAAGUAAAUUAAAAUGCUUCAUUUUUGUGUUUUCAGUGAAAUUUUUGUUCUAGUUCUGUGAAAAAUGCCAGUGGUAGUUUGACAGGGAUUGCAUUGAAUCUGUAGAUUGCUUUGUGUAGUAGAGUCAUUUUCACAAUGUUGAUUCGUCCAAUCCAAGAACAUGGUAUAUCUCUCCAUCUGUUUGUAUCAUCUUUAAUUUCUUUCAUCAGUGUCUUAUAAUUUUCUGCAUACAGGUCUUUUGUCUCCUUAG
Molecule: messenger RNA, 2139 nt
Organism: Lagenorhynchus albirostris (white-beaked dolphin)
Lineage: Eukaryota; Metazoa; Chordata; Mammalia; Artiodactyla; Delphinidae
Gene: UPRT
Product: uracil phosphoribosyltransferase homolog
Exons: 8
Coding region: 84-1058 (324 amino acids)
Source: RefSeq, a predicted model, not a curated record